Acanthosepion pharaonis is the source of this 2631-nucleotide messenger RNA. The record is from the annotation of a GenBank genome assembly. Lineage: Eukaryota; Metazoa; Mollusca; Cephalopoda; Sepiida; Sepiidae.
AUGUCUGAACUGUUCAAAGCCUCUAUCUCUUCGUUGCAUUGGUUUUUAUGUCAUUUUUGGUUCAUAGCUAUAAGUGGCUUCGAGCUGAUCAAACCUAUUUUUACACAUACUCAAGAACUACUCCUCGGAGCCUUUCUCAAAUGUUCAGCUCAUAAAGCUCGUUCUUCCUUGACGCUUUCUUUCAAACAACUGAAUAAUCACAUAAAAAUUUUAUUUAACACCGUCAAUUCUUUUGUUGUCAGAACUUCUUUUUCGUCCUUGGUUUAUCUAGCUAUCUAUUCCACUUCUUUCCUCAUCAGUUCUUUUUUCCUCCUCUCUUCUACCAGCAUUUUCUAUUUUCUUCCUUUUGCUACUAGUCUUAUUCUGUCUCUCUUUUUUAUAUGUCAAGCUGCUUCGCUUAAUAAGUUUUGCACAAAUCCUCCAACCAUUGCCAAUACAUUGCAGCCCAAGAAAAUACAGGUUCGUCUUGGGGAUUCAGUUAAUUACACUUGCAAACCUAAUUAUCAUGCAUUUGGGAUCACAACAGCCAUUUGUGGUGGAGCAGAAGGGAAAAAACCAAAAUGGAUUGGUCCUGACAUGACGUGUGAAAAAAUGUGUGGAAAACUGCCAGUUACAAAAAAAGCCUACCCAACAGUUGCAACAAAGGCGUCUUAUCCUCCUUUUACAGAGGUCUCGUACGUGUGUAAGUAUGGUCGAAAGACCCUUGGAAGUGCCACAGCCAUUUGUCGAAAUGGCAAAUGGAAACCGCCCAGCUUUUUGUGUAUAAAGCAGUGUGGUGUGCCACCAGUAGUAUCUCAUGCCUUAUUUUAUCCUUCUUCUAACAAGAAACAAUUCCCUGAAAUGACCAAAGUGCAAUACAAAUGCAGCAAAGGUUAUCAACAGGGUGGUCUUUCUGAAGCCUGGUGCUAUCAAGGUAAAUGGCGAGGCCCAACAAUGGAAUGCAAAGUGAACCGUGAAACACUGAAUGAAAUGUGUGGAGAACCUGGCCAUAUUGCAAAUGGCCAUGCUCGGGUAGAAAAUUCCCCUGUGCGUCACAUCAUUUAUUCUUGUGCUAAUGGAAUGCAAUUGCUUGGAUCAGAGGUUCAAACAUGUAAACCAGAUGGUACAUGGGAUCAUAAAACACCCACUUGCAUAUUAAAACCCAACUAUUGUGGCUUACCGCCAACUAUACAAGAUGCCAAACACAAUGCCUCAUUGAAGCGACCAGCAUAUGCAGAUGGUGAUGUUGUGGCCUUCACUUGUAUUCCUGGAUUCUUUCACAUGGGACAUCACUUGGCAAGAUGCAAUGGGAAAAAUGCCUCUUGGACAGGAUUGGAUAUGACAUGUCAGCCUAUGCGUUGUAAUCCUCCUGGUGAGAUCCGUGGUGGACGUGUAGAAGGAAGUGAAUUUACAUACAGAUCAAGGAUACAUUUCCGCUGUAAUAUUGGACAUAAAUUGAUUGGGUACGAAUAUUUAAUGUGUCAAGAAAAUGGUGAAUGGAAUGGGGCUAUAUCAUCUUGCGAACCUAUUACAUGUCCUCCUUUAAGUAAACCAGAAAAUGGUGCGAGAUUUGGUAAGAAUUUGUUUGGUUCAAGCAUUAAAUAUUAUUGCUAUGACGGUUACAAGCUUGUGGGAUCAGAGGAACGGAUGUGCUCAGAAAACCAGACCUGGACAGGUACCGAACCACGAUGUGAACCCUUUACGUGUCCCCCACUGUCAGAUCCCCUAAAUGGCAGAGUUAAUGCUGGUGUAUCUGUCAAUAGUGUUGCCACCUAUGUUUGCAAUAAUGGCUAUGAACUACAAGGUCCUCAACGCCGGAUUUGUCGAGUGAAAGAAAACUGGACAGGAUCUGAACCCAAAUGCAUAGAGAAAGGCUGCCUAAAACCUGCUCCUCUUUACAAUGGUUAUAUUACAGGCUCUGCUUUUACAACAGGUUCAAUCAUCUUUUUCCAGUGUAAGCCUGGCUACAAGUUUGUUGGUAGGUCAAAAUCAGCCAUUUGUCUUGAGAAUAAAAAAUGGUCGAUAGAAGAACCAAAAUGUUAUGCAAGCUGCAUGGUGCCUGACACGCCAGAACUUCAUGCUUACAAGCAAGAUUUUUUUGAAAAGAUUCUUUUCUCAGCUAGAGACAAGCUGGAACAUGACUCGAGUUUAGAGUACUACUGUGGAUCAGGCUACAAACCAUCCAUUCCGAAGAUAGUCUGGUGCAACAAUGGGACAUGGUCAUUACCAGGGGUUAAAUGUGUUAAAGAUAAUUCAAAAUUAUGUGAGAUUCCAAGGGAUCCUGUAAAUGGUAAAGUGAGCUUUGAAAAAGAAACAUCAUCUGAGAUGAUUGAACCAGGCAAUGUGGCCAUUUUUGUCUGUGAACCAAAAUUUCAACUAAUGGGUGUUUCCAAAGUGGUCUGUGGACCAAAUGGCAGAUGGAUGGACAAAUUCCCUCGUUGUGUUUUCUUCAAACCUGAGAUACUCGGAAGCUGUCACGAUCCUGGUUACCCUGAAAACGGAUACAAAAAGUCAUGGCAAGAGUCAAUGACUGUUGGGAGUUCAAUAAUCUUUUCCUGCCGCCAAGGUUACUUUAUGUCUGGGUCAUCUGAAACCACUUGCCUUAGCACUUUAGAAUGGUCAAAUCCAAAACCAAAAUGUUUGAGAUUUUAG